Molecule: messenger RNA, 5279 nt
Organism: Bacillus rossius redtenbacheri
Lineage: Eukaryota; Metazoa; Arthropoda; Insecta; Phasmatodea; Bacillidae
Product: neuroligin-4, X-linked-like
Exons: 8
Coding region: 1-2538 (845 amino acids)
Biological process (GO): synaptic vesicle endocytosis; postsynaptic membrane assembly; chemical synaptic transmission
Cellular component (GO): synapse; postsynaptic membrane; cell surface
Molecular function (GO): neurexin family protein binding; signaling receptor activity
Source: RefSeq, a predicted model, not a curated record
AUGCCGUGGCGCCGGGCCGCGCCGCUGCUGCCACUGCUGCUGCUGCUGCCACUGCUGCUGGCCGCCUCGCUGCCCGUGCACAAGUACAGCACGCGCGUCGUGCGCACCAAGUACGGGCCCCUGCGCGGCGUGGUGCUGCUGCAGCGGCCCGUCGAGGCCUUCCUGGGCGUGCCCUACGCCACGCCGCCGCUGGGCUCGCUGCGCUACAUGCCGCCCGUCACGCCGUCCACCUGGCGCGGGCCGCGCCUCGCCGACGCCUUCAGCGCGGUCUGCCCGCAGCGCGCGCCGCAUAUCGCCAACCGCACCGAGGCCCUGCUCGAGUUCCCCCGCGGCCGCCUGCGCCACCUGGAGCGCCUGCUGCCGCUGCUGGCCAACCAGAGCGAGGACUGCCUCUACCUCAACGUGUACGUGCCGCGCGCCGGAGGAGCGCCCGAGAAGCAGGGCCCCCUCCCUGUGAUCGUGUUCGUGCACGGGGAGUCCUACGACUGGAACUCUGGCAACCCCUACGACGGCAGCGUGCUCGCGAGCCAGGGCCGCGUCAUCGUCGUCACCAUCAACUUCCGGCUGGGGAUCCUGGGCUUCCUGAAGACGGGCGCGAAGGGCAGCGCGCAGGGCAACUUCGGCCUCAUGGACCUGGUGGCGGGCCUGCACUGGCUGCGGGAGAACCUCCCGGCCUUCGACGGCGACCCAGACCGCGUCACGCUGGUGGGUCACGGCACGGGCGCGGCGCUCGUCAACAUCCUCGCCGUGUCUCCCGUCGCCAAGGAGCUGCUGCACCGCGCCGUGCUGCUGAGCGGCUCAGCGCUGAGUCCCUGGGCGCUGCAGAGGGACCCGCUGGCCGUGAAGAGGCGCGUGGCCGAGCAGACGGGCUGCCACGGAGACCUGCUGGAGGACGACCUGGCGCCCUGCCUGCGCGCCAAGCCCCUCGCCGAGCUGCUCGCAGUAAGGGUGGACCCGCCGCGCUUCCUGCCGGGAUUCGCGCCCUUCGUGGACGGCACGGUGCUGCCCGAGGCUGCGGCCCGCCCCCGGCCCGCCGCCCCCGACCCGGGCCUGCCGCCCCCCGGGGCGCCGCCUCCUAGCCCCCUGCCCACCCUCGCGGACUUCCCGCGGCGCGACCUCCUGAUGUCGCUGACCUCCGUGGAGGCCUACCUUGACCUCAGCGCCCAGGACCUGGAGUUCGGCCUCAACGACAGCCGCCGGGACCGGGUGCUGCGCACCUUCGUGCGCAACGCCUAUCGCUUCCACCUGAACGAGAUCUUCUCGACGCUGCGCAACGAGUACACGGACUGGGAGCGGCCCUUGAGGAACCCGCUGGGACUGCGGGACUCCACUCUGGAGGUGCUGGGCGACGGCCACACGGCGGCGCCGCUGGUGCGCGUGGGCUACCUGCACGCGGCGCAGGGCGGCCGCACCUUCUUCCUGCACUUCCAGCGGCUCGCGGCGUCGCCGGAGAGCGACUACCCCCAGAGGACGGGCAGCGUGCGAGGGGAAGACGUGCCUUACGUACUGGGCCUGCCACUAGUCGGCGGCCAACCCUUCUUCCCUCACAACUACAGCCGCCAGGACGCGGCCGUAUCGCGCCUGCUCAUGCAGUACCUCGCCAACUUCGCCAGGACCGGGGACCCGAACAGCGAGCCGCGGGGCAGACGCACCGAGCAGCAGUCCAGGGACGACGAGGAGGAGGCAGGGGGCGAAGUCCCUCCGUUCUGGGACACGUACGACACCAUCAACCAGCUCUACCUCGAGAUGGGGGACAGCGCGCAGAUGCGCAGCCACUACCGCGGCCACAAGAUGUCGCUGUGGCUGAACCUCAUCCCGCAGCUGCACCGGCCGGGCGGGGACGACCUCAGCAUGCGGCACCACCACUUCAUGGAGGAGGGUGCGCAGUUCUACGAAGGUCCGGUGCGGCCGCAGACGCUGCAGCGGCCGGCGCCCACCCCCGCGCCGCCCCCGGCCGCCCCCAGACCCUCGCCGGCGGCGGCGAGCAGCAGCAGCUCGCGGCCCUCGACGCCCGGCGACGACGGGUCCAGCACGACCGAGUGUCCACCCAACGCCACGUCGCGGCCUCCCUCCAACAACAGCCACAACCUGCUGCGGCGGCUCGCGUCCAGCCACUACCAGAGCUACACCACGGCGCUCAGCGUCACCAUCGCCGUGGGCUGCUUCCUGCUGCUGCUCAACGUGCUCAUCUUCGCCGGCAUCUACCGCCAGCGCGACCGCGCCGCCUCCGCGGGCCACUUCGGCGACAAGAAGAAGGAGGAGCUGGCGGAGGCGGGCAGCUGCAGCAGCAGCUCCGGGGAGGCGCACUGCCUCGAGGCCAAGCUGCAGCAGCCGCCCCCGGGGGCGGGGCUGCCCCUGCGCGACCUCAAGUGCUCGCCGCAGGCGGGGCGACCCGCGCCGCCCCCCGGAUACCCGGACCCGCCGCCGCCCAAGUGCGCCGGCAACCAGGCGGGCGCCGGCAUCCUCAGGCAGCAGGGCUGCCCCCAGACGCCGGCCGCCGCCAAGAAGCGCGUGCAGAUACAGGAGAUAUCCGUCUGAUGGCGACCACUCUCUGUCUUCUCUCCGCCGAGGCCCGCCCCGCCAAGCCUGCGUCAACCACUCACUCCACUCCAAUUUUACAUUUGAUACACGUCCCUGAACCUAUUGAGGGAGUUCUAUAUACCUAUACUAGUCUUACGGUACAAUCUCACUUGACAUUAUUUUUUUUAAGGAGCGAAUUAAUUACAUAUUGAUUUUAAAAAUAUUUUUUGAUGAUAAAGAUACUACAAAAACUUCGAAUAUAUAUAAGUUACUGUAUAGAAGUCGCGAGUGGAUAGGAUUUACUCUACGUUUUUCAGAAGCGUAUGAUGGGCAGCUUGGGAACUUCACUGCUGCAGUGCGCUGAUGUAACGCCCUGUAUCGUCUUAGAUUGUUAUUUACAAGUUAGAGCGCAGCACUGUCGCCUGCUGUCAUUUCCCCCCCCCCCAAUCCAAACAUUCACUACAGCUCAAGGUCGUUCAACGGGAGUUUGUGCUUAGGGAUGAGAAGUGGGGUAGAGGGUGGGUGGAGGACAACGCAUGUUUGAGGGAGGGUGCGGAAGGGGUGUUUGAAGAGUUCGACACUUGUCCGCUAUGGACCACCACAAGUCGAUGCCCUAGAGAUGGUGGCGAUUGCGGCGGUGAAUUAACCAACUAUCUCAAACCGUAUUAGAAAUUUUAACCUGGGCUGGCGACUUCUAUACAGUAUAUAUAUUCAAAGACAAAAAUCACGAUUUGUUCAUCACUCACCUACAAGCACGUGCAAAAAUAACUUGGAGUGAAUUUCCACAUGAAGUUAUCACUGAAACAAGCAGCAUUUAGUUACGAUUACAAGCCUGACAUUUCACAAAAUUUUUGAUAACGUGAUAACGUGUAACCCAUAUGUAUACUUAACGUAAGGCACAGUUUUUGUUUUCUGUGAGUAAAUACUUUAAAAUUUUUAACAUGUACAUUAACAUCUUUAACAACGUAAAUUGGAGGAUGAGGCCAAGAAUAAACUACACGGAAUAUUUCUGACGGUAGACUCGUGCCCACGAACCUUUGGCGUUAUCGGAAAUGCAAUCGUUAAAUUUGAUCUCGUUUUAAAAAGACAGCGGAGCUUUGGCUUGGCGGGGCGAGUUUUCGACGGGAAUCUUCGCUGUCGCAUCCGAGUGACAAGUGUCGCAGGCUCUGGGACAUGUCCUGUCGCGAGUGUCCUCCCGGUGUCCUGCGGCAGGACCUCAGGACUCGCUGUUCGACGAGAAGGCACGGAGGCGCAGGCACCAGUGUCUCCUCAGACGCACGGCGCGCAGUUGUGAGUGGCUGCGCUUCAAGGACACCCCGCCCAACAGACGGACAGGACGCGGGAAGGAAACAAAUAAUUAAAUAAAGCGAUUCUUUACUCGAGUCUUGAGUGUUCUCUGUACUUACUAUCUCUGUCAUAUCCUCGGGAAAAAAAAAGUGAAAGCUUUACAAUCUUUUAAAGGAGGGAGCCGUUAUGGUGGAAGAGACCUGAUUACGUACCUGGUGCUUACACGUCUGCCCGUUACAAAAUUUACUCGUCGGUAUUUCAAGCAACACCAGAACACGUCCUGUGAAUUUUUUAAAAAUAUUUGUAUAUUUAAUGAUAAUUUUCCGUAAGGGUACAACCUUAAUUUCUUUAAAAAUAAUGGUUAAAAUUAUAAAUGCAUCGGUUUUUUUUGUACCAAGCGCUGGUUCCCACCCACGAAAGAAUUCAAAACAUUUAUUUUUACAACAAAAGUCAAUUAAAAAAAUUGUCAAUGCAUCUGCUUUGUUAACUAUCUGUGGUGUUUAUUAAAUGACUAUUUCGGUAAUAAUGUAGGGUGGAUUUUUGUUUAUCUAAUGAAACAAAUUUUGGAAAGUUUGAAUCUUAAAAAGGUUAUUUCAAAAUAACUUUUUUUACACCUAACCUAAUUUUUCACCUAACAUCAUGCUAGAGAUGCUGCAUCUAAUCACCCGUUUAAAAAUAAAUGAAACUUCUCAAAAUGAAAAGAAAAAAAUGUUAUUGACAUUAACUAGAGAAAAACACUCGAAUUCAAAAUUUGAGACAAUGUUAAUAAGUACUAAAUUUUUAAGCUAAUAAAUUAUUUAGCUUUUUGAUUAUAAAAGUUGGAGGGCUUUCUUAUCAAAGUAACAUAAAUAUGUUAUAUAAUUAUGAAUUCUAAUAAUUACAUUUUUUACAAUACGUAAAACCAGUUUAAAAUACUAUUAUUUUUUAAUAAUACCACGCGCAAGCAUUAAAACUAUAGCUCUAAUAAUUCAGUUGGUAAGGACAACUUAUACGAUUUUUUUGCUUCCUAUAGACAUAAAAUCAGUUUGCGCAUGCGAAGUGGUCUUUUCCAACAAAACGUGUUUCCUCCUUACGAAAAUUAUUGAAGUGUACCUACGUGAUUGUUUGUUUUUCUGUAUUUUCCUCUAAAUGUUGUAUCAAAUGCUGACUUUUAACAGGAUACUGAUUUCCUGAAAGACUAAACUGAGUUACUGACUGUGGAUAACUUUGUGGAACAGAAGGCCUACGUGGAGAUAGUGCGCGGGGCAAAACUCACCACGGAAACUGACUCAGUUGUGACAUGCAGCGAGCAACUUCCAACCACACCAAUGUCCAGUGUCGCUGACUGUUGUUGAAAGAGGCCGCCAGGCGCGCUGCGAGAAGCAAUGUACGAGGGUGAUAUGGAAUUGAUAUUUGACAUUAUAGUCGUCCAUCCGUAACGGGCAGUACCUUUCUUAAACGUAUGCAGAAUAUAUUUCUGUUUGUUCUACUUA